GUACUACUCAGCACGUCACAUCGCCUGAUGAAGAAUGGAUUGAGAAAAAACAGGCGACUGAUAGAUACAGUAGGAAUUGUGGGAAUCGCCAAAGUCUCCCCUCCUCUAUGUAUCGUCGGAUAACAAGCAUCUCUAGCUGACCGACCUGCUCCAAUCCAUUGCCUGAAAUUUGUAAUGAAGAAAAUGGUUCCUCCUAAGCGCACCGCGAUCUGGAUUGGCCUUCUUCUCUGCCUAUCUUCCCUGUCCGAUUCCGUGCAGGGUGGCAGGGUCCCGGGGCUGUACGUGCUCGGCGACUCACAGUUGGACGUCGGUAACAACAACUACUUGCAGACGACGAUCAGGGCGAACUUCCCCCACAACGGCGUCGACUACCCGGGGCACCUGCCCACCGGCAGGUUCAGCAACGGCAAGAACUUGGCCGACUUCAUCGCUGGAAGUCUCAGUGUCGCCACGCCUCCUGCAUAUCGCUCCAUCGGCAACUUCACAGGAAAUUCCUCGAUAUUUCUCAACGGCGUCAACUUUGCAUCCGGGGGUGCAGGAGUCUUGAAACUUACAAGCAAGGGCCUCACCAUCAGCUUCGACGAACAAAUCAAGCGCGAUUACUCCAUCGUAAAUGCAGGACUGGUGCAGCAGCUCGGCAAGACUCAGGCCUUGGCCCACGCGGAGGGAUCGAUCUUCGCCAUUGGAGUGGGUGGCAACGACAUAGCCAAUCGCAUCUCCUUAGACGACCCCGCUGAUGAGCAGAAGCUCCUGACAAGCUCCGACUCCAAUCAGCAGUUCAUCGACUCAUUGGCGCAUUCCUUGAAACGCCAACUUCAGAGGCUUUACGAGCUGGGAAUGCGCAAGUUGUUCUUUGUGGGUACGGGGCCACUUGGGUGCUAUCCGUUGCUGCGGCAGGGAAGUGUCACCAAGGAAUGCAACGCGGAGGCCAACUCUUUGUCGAUGCAGUACAACACCGGGGUUCAGAAACUCCUGCGCGAAAUGAGCACGCGGCAACCGGACUUUCGGUACUCCUUCCUGGACCAAUACGCUGUGUUGAAGAAGUACAUAAAUGAACCACAAGCAAAUGGCUUUGCUGAAGUGGAAGCGGCGUGCUGUGCUCUCGGGGACAAGGAUGCCAUGUUGAUAUGCACCCCGGAGAGCCAACUCUGCUACAGCAGGACGAACCACAUCUUUUGGGACGGCGCACAUCUCACGGAGGUCACCACGCAGAAGCUCGUCGCGGUCGCCUUCAACGGGUCUGCGCCGCUGGUUGCUCCAGUAAAUUUGAGGCAGCUCAGCGCUCCAUAGGUCAAGACUCAAGAGUGUACCCCCCAGCGUGUCAUAUUCGGUGCUGUGAGAGGCUGAACAGUAACCAACAGUGGGCUCAACAGUAGUUGAAAACAAUGAAUGCCCCCCCUUAUUGACA
Messenger RNA from Sorghum bicolor (sorghum), 1408 nucleotides. RefSeq names its product GDSL esterase/lipase At5g55050. Lineage: Eukaryota; Viridiplantae; Streptophyta; Magnoliopsida; Poales; Poaceae. Gene Ontology annotation, molecular function: hydrolase activity, acting on ester bonds. Bases 175 to 1290 code for a protein of 371 amino acids. The transcript has 5 exons. The record is from RefSeq and is a predicted model, not a curated record.